Messenger RNA from Penicillium atrosanguineum, 1161 nucleotides. Its product is annotated as putative aryl-alcohol dehydrogenase Aad14. The coding region runs from base 1 to 1161 and encodes 386 amino acids. NCBI's taxonomy places the organism in Eukaryota, Fungi, Ascomycota, Eurotiomycetes, Eurotiales, Aspergillaceae. The transcript has a single exon. The record is from RefSeq and is a predicted model, not a curated record.
AUGGAAGAAAUCUUCAAAGCUGCUCCCGAGCCCGCCACCCCUUUGGGUCGGUAUCGCAUUCUCUCCUCCACCUCCGGGAUGCGCGUGUCUCCCCUACAGCUGGGCGGCAUGUCCAUUGGAGACAGUUGGAACCAGUUCAUGGGCAGCAUGAACAAAGAGCAAUCCUUCAAGCUCCUCGACGCCUAUGCCGAAGCUGGCGGCAACUUCAUCGACACAGCCAACAACUACCAAAACGAGCAAUCCGAAACCUGGAUUGGCGAAUGGAUGGCCGCGCGCAAGAACCGCGACCAGAUGAUCAUUGCCACCAAGUUCACUACAGACUACCGCACCCAUGAACUGGGCAAGGGUAACGCACCCAACGCCUGCGGGAACCACAAGCGAAGCAUGAUGUUGAGCGUGCGAGACUCACUGCGCAAGCUGCAAACCGACUUCAUUGACGUGCUGUACCUGCACUGGUGGGACCAUACUACCUCUAUCGAGGAGAUCAUGGACUCCCUGCACAUCCUUGUGGAACAGGGUAAGGUCAUGUACCUCGGAAUCUCAGACACUCCGGCAUGGGUUGUGGCAGCUGCCAACACCUAUGCUCGUGCGCAUGGCAAGACUCCCUUCUCCAUCUACCAGGGCCGGUGGAACGUGAUGCGCCGGGAUUUUGAGCGGGAUAUUCUGCCCAUGGCACGUCACUUCGGCAUGGCGCUUGCGCCUUGGGAUGUGCUCGGCAGCGGUCACUUCCAGACGGCGAAGCAGCUGGAAGAGCGUAAGAAGGCAGGCGAGGGACUGCGCAACAUCUCCGGAGCUGAACAGUCAGAGGAGGAGCGGAAGAUCUCCGAGGCCUUGGCGACGGUGGCAGCAGAGCAUGGUAUUGAGUCCGUGACGACUAUUGCAUUGGCAUAUGUGCUCUGCAAGGCGCCGAACGUGUUCCCGAUCGUGGGCGGCCGCAAGGUCGAGCAUUUGAAGGAUAACAUCAAGGCGCUGUCGAUCCGCCUGACCGAGCAGCAGAUUCAGUUCCUCGAGUCUGCGAGUCCGCUCGAUAUUGGAUUCCCUGGGAACUUUAUUGGUGUUGACCCGGCGAUCAAUGGUGGCAAGGUGUCGUUCUUGAUGCAGACUGCGGGCAACUAUGAUUUUGUCCAGGAUGAGCAAGCGAUUGGGUAUGAAAAGAACUAA